Molecule: messenger RNA, 1179 nt
Organism: Ceratitis capitata (Mediterranean fruit fly)
Lineage: Eukaryota; Metazoa; Arthropoda; Insecta; Diptera; Tephritidae
Exons: 3
Coding region: 117-575 (152 amino acids)
Source: RefSeq, a predicted model, not a curated record
CUGUCAAAUGCAUUUGUCACUAUUUAGUUAAUUGUGUUUAUCCAAAUUUUGUUAUUUUCAUAAAAGGUCUUUUAAUUCCACUUUCUAGAGAAUCUUUUACAAAAUUUUUGCAAAAUAUGGAAAUAUGGAAACUUCUUUUUGCUGCUGUCAUAGCCAUAUAUUUUAUUGGCCAAGUUAAUUUUGUCAACGGAUUGGAGUGUUAUGUGUGCUCCAAUCAGACAGGUAAUACAGAAAAAUGUUUGAACACGAUUAAGACAUGUGAGCCCGGUGAGGAUGCUUGUGGUACAGAGAUACGUUGGGGCAGUCAGCCAUAUUUUUCCCAAGGCGCUCUAAAGCAGUACUAUGUUUCCAAACGUUGUAUGACAAAACAGCAAUGCCAACAGCGACGUAAACGUUAUAUGCAAUACUGCACACAUAUUUGGUAUGAAGAUUGGUGGUGUUAUGAGUGUUGUGUGGGAGAUCGCUGCAAUUAUUUUGUGAUAAGUGGCACAACGAAGAAAGAAGUCACAGUUACAACAAUAAUUGGAGUCUUAUUUGUGGGGUCAUUGUUAAGUAUAUCUACAUUGAUUUACUAACGGAAAGUAAAAUAUUCAUAUCACGCUACGGAUUUACCAAGCUGACCGAAGUGCCUUCGAAGCAACAUUUUUAUACAUAUAAAUAUUUACAAUACAAAUCGAAAUAAUGUAUGUAAAUGCCAUUUCGGUAGACGAAAGUAUCUAAUACUUUGAUUUAAAAUAGAAAGCAAAUUAGAAUUAUUCUGUUCGAAAACUAUCCGUCCAAUUUAUAUACAACUUAAUCAUAAUGUUACAAAUUGUAAAAAAUAUUUUAUGCAAUUGCUAUGAAAAAGUGGUAUCUAAUGUAUCUGUCGCAUUUUAAUAAUGUAGCUUUUAAGUUGUCUAUUUCACAAAUUUCAUUGAAACAUUGCAGUUAUUUUAUAAAGUUGUAUCCAAAACUUUUCAUAAGCACAACAUUAUUUAUAAGUAAAAAAAAUUCUUGAUUUAAGUAUGUUAAAGGUGUUUAAAGUACGGCAGGAAUUAACUUUUUUUACACACAAUAAAAAUUUGACUUUUACAACCCGAAAUUAAUAUAUUUCAAUAAUACUGUUAUUUGUCAAAGAAUCUUUGGAAAGCAUCCACAAAUCUCUUCCUAUACUUUUGUCUAACGAAACAAGUUUUACAA